Tilletiopsis washingtonensis is the source of this 1887-nucleotide messenger RNA. RefSeq lists its product as hypothetical. The record is from RefSeq and is a predicted model, not a curated record. NCBI's taxonomy places the organism in Eukaryota, Fungi, Basidiomycota, Exobasidiomycetes, Entylomatales. Gene Ontology annotation, molecular function: DNA-binding transcription factor activity. Gene Ontology annotation, cellular component: nucleus; Tec1p-Ste12p-Dig1p complex; Ste12p-Dig1p-Dig2p complex. The coding region runs from base 1 to 1887 and encodes 628 amino acids. Gene Ontology annotation, biological process: sexual reproduction; regulation of DNA-templated transcription. The transcript has 6 exons.
AUGUCGCUCAGCCCCGAGCUGCAGCGCGGCGACGCAUCUCUUGCACCCCACCCCAGCGCCGCCUGCUCGCCGCCGUCGCGCCUCGGCGCAGAGCGACACCUCGACCUCAACCUCCUCUGCGCGCUGCCGUCGCCGCAGGCCCAUCUCUCCGGCGCGCCGUCGGCGCUCGGCCUGAGCAACCUCUCGCCCGACCGCUCGAGCUUCUCCUGCGGCUCGCUCGACUACAUCCACUGGCAGCGCGCCGGCGCCAGCGACGUCAGCUACGGCGGCAGCUCGGCGUCGAGCUACGUGCCCUCUCCCGCCUCUCGCGCCCGUGAAGACGCCUACUCGGCAUUUGCGCUCAACACGUUCGACUUCUCGGCCCGGCGCAGCCGAGCAACAUCGGUCUCCUCGCUGCGCUCCACGUACGAGCCAUCGCCACCUCCCUCGCCGACAAGCGAGGGCGACCUCUUCUUCGCCGACUGGACGCUCGCCUCGCCGAUCCGCACGACGCGGCGUGUGUCGGACAUGGAGCUCGACGCCGCUCGUAGCAUGUCUGAGCUCCGGCCGUUCGACACCAAGCGCAUUUACUCUACGUCCAUCAACGAAUUCGCCUUCACGAACUCAAGCAUGUCGCCGCCCUCGCCUGCAGAGUCACUCAGCGAGCUGAGCGACGUCUCGAACACGGCCGACUGCGGCGGCGUGGACACUCGUAGCAAGCCCAUCGCUCGCCCUCGCCGUGCCGCUGCGUCGUCGCCUGCUGUGUCGAGCGACUUCGACCACGGCGCCCAGCGCUUCCCGUGGGCUGUGGCGCAUCGGCAGCUCAAGCACUGGCUUGCCACCGCGCCCGACGUCCUGCGCGCCACUCGCCUCUCCGACUACGGCGUGACGCUCGGCGCAGACGUGGGCAACACAUCGCUUCGACGCGCAGCCGAGGAAGGUGACCUGCUCGUCUCGACGCCCUCUGCUGUCGCGGGACAGGCUGCAAGCCUUGUGCUCGAGCGCCAGCACUCGCGUCGCGCCACCAAGAGCACCUCUUCGCCGUCAUCGGCGGCAGCGCUCUGCGAUGCGCUCACCGUGCACUCCUUCGCUCUCCCGCCUUCCUACAUCACCGCCUCGCUGUGGCACGCCUCCUCGGCCGACUCGCGCAUCAACUGUCUCCGCUGGAACGGCGACGUCUGGCUGACCGUGCACGACAUCAUCGCGGUGCUCGUGUUCCGUCUUGCCUGCCUCGGCUUCGACGUCAGCACGCCCGCUGCGCGCGCCAAGCUCAGCGAGGGCUGCUACUCGGACCUGCGCGCUUGCUUUGAAGUGCGAGACUUCCUCGCCAUCGAGGCGGGAAGCAGUGUGCUCAAGGCCUUCGCCAGCAUCGGCGCAGUCAAGUCGACCAAGACGCAGCGCGUCUAUCGCUGGGGCUCGAUCUGCCACGACCGCCUCCUCGUCUCAGCGCUGCAGCGUGACGUCGAGCGCGUUUCCAAGGGCAUCGAGGUCGUCUGCUCUCCCGUGCGCGAGCCGGCGCUGUCGCUCAAGCUUGCUACGAAGCCCGACGUGGCGAGCCAGCUCGGCAUCGCCGACUCGCCCACCAUCUCACCCGGCAUCCUCACCGUCUUCGCAUUCGGCGCUCCCUCCUCGUACGCCAGCGGCCGCGGGUACGGCGUGCUGCGCGCGGCAAGCGAGAACGUCACGGUGGCAUGGGACCUCCCCGCAGGGCGCAACGGACGCACUCGUCGCUCAAGCAGCCCGUACAAGCUGAAGGCGCCGCCGGCGAGCAGCGGCGCAAAGCAGCCGAGCGGCUCGCACUCGGCGCCCAAGCUCAGCGCCGCACUCCCGCCGACUACACCAUCCGCUGCCGGCUCUGCCAUCGCCACUCGUAGCCGCCGCAAGAUGCUGAGCGCUGCGCUCGUCUAG